AUGAAGACAUCCAGGUCAACACUGACAACGAUGAUGUUGGUCAUCCUUGGCUGCCUGCUGGGUUUGUUUCUGCAGGCUGAUGCUCAAGGUUCAACUGUAUGCCUUACAGAUCCUACUUACAGAACUCCAGCAAACACAGACAUUUCAGUAACAUGUGGCAGCCAGUUCAUGGACCUGAGCAUCUACAUAUGUCCUAUUUACAACGCUUUGUACAACGAGUCACUGAUGGUGCUGAACAACCAGUUGAAUAACCCUGCUUGUUAUGGGGUGGCCGACUUCGUUUCUACUCCACCAGUUUUAAGAUUCAGAUUCCCAAUAAAUGACACUCUGUCUUCAAACUGCGCCAACAAAUAUGUGAUAACCACGCAGACAGGAACCGGAGCAUUUUCAGAUUUCUCAAACGUUCAGUCUGUCAACAUCUCUGGCGUCGUUACGGCCAUUGACCCUUCUGCAGGUACGAUCACGUAUCGUUCACAGAUCCUCUACUACUUCUCCUGCUCCUACCCUAUGAACUACCUGCUCAACAACACCCAGCUCAGCGUAUCAGGCACGAACGUUGCCAUAAGAGACAACAAUGGUAGCUUCAUCAGCACCCUUAGUAUGAAGCUGUACAGCGAUAGCGCUUAUCUACAACCGCUAGUGAUUCCAUCAACAGGACUCAACAUCAAGACCAAGGUUUAUGUAGAAGUUAAAGCUACUAAUCUAACAAGCAAGUUCAACGUUCUGCUGGACAGAUGCUUUGCCACAGUAAGUCCAUUACCUGUUCAAAGCAACUACUACGACCUUUUUGUUGGUUGUACCCGUGACCCUCAGACAGUCAUCGAUAUUAACGGAGCUUCACAAUCAGCACGUUUCAACUUUGAGGCCUUCCGAUUUGUGGAACAAAGAAAUCUGACAAUUUCCACUUUCUACCUGCACUGUCUCACCAGACUCUGUGAGCCAGCCACAUGUAGCUCCUUUAAGCCCGUCUGCAAUAAAAGAAGAAAGAGAGAGGCAGACCCGGCCAAUUUACCCUCGACUACAAUCACCUCUAAUCCUGUUCAUGUCAAUGACAAAGUUGGUAAUACUAAAAGCUCAGCAGUUUCUCAAGGCAAUAACAAUCUGUAUCUGACACUGAUCUGGGGGAUUAUCUUAAAUGGACUGCUUUAUUGUAUCAACUGAGACCAUCUACAGCUGUCCGAUAGUCACCAUCAUUGUCUGCAUCUGUAUCCUCACCGUUUCCAUUGCUGCCCAGGCUGCUUCCUUUGUUUCCUACUCGAGACGAAGGAAACAACUUAUAGGUUAAAGUUACCUGAUUUGUAAUCUGGAGCUCUUUUCACAUCUCUAACUCUUCAUCAUCUACAAAGCAUGAACAACUUACUUUUAGAUAGUCCUCAAAUUUGGCAUGCAUGUAUACAUUUGUAUAAAUCACAAAGCUGAUUAACAAGGAGAUGAGGGCUCAGUAUAUGUACAUUGAAAUGUUUAUGGAAAUCACUUUUUAGUUGUAAUUGUUUUAUUCAGAUCAUACUGAAGUAUUUAUUGGGAGAUGACAUCAUUUAUAAUCAGAAAUGUGGUUCUUUGUAAUUGGUUUUGCUGAGAAUAGGUUUUAAAAAGUUUUAUUGAUACAUCUGAACAGACUGAUUUAGAUACCAUAUGUUGGUGUAAAAUAUUUAUAUAAAAUGGUUGUAGAAUGAAUGCAUGUAAAAUUAAUAUUUCUGCUGUAUUCUUUUGUCACUUUGAAAAAACUACACUGUCUUUACUCUGUGCUGAAAAAUAGAAUAAAUAAAAAAAGCUACAACUCUGU
Austrofundulus limnaeus is the source of this 1783-nucleotide messenger RNA. RefSeq names its product zona pellucida-like domain-containing protein 1. Lineage: Eukaryota; Metazoa; Chordata; Actinopteri; Cyprinodontiformes; Rivulidae. The record is from RefSeq and is a predicted model, not a curated record.